AGUCACCCCGGUGACGCCUCCUCACUGUGAUAGAGGGCUGGAGAUAAAAAGGCCGACGCUCUCUCCUCCCACUAAGUCAGUACAUUAAAUUACUGUACCGGUGUAUGCAGCCGCACUCACACAGAAGACCGAGCGGGUGCGUUAACAGUAUAGUGGGGGACAGACUUAACCCCCCCCCAAAAGAAAAGACGAGAUAGGCUCUAUUUUGGCUAGGACACACCGCCCUCACUCAACCGGCUCUUCUCUCCUUUGUUUUCUUGGUAAAACUUCGGCCCCUCACCGGUUACCUUUGGCACGGAGUGUCCCCGUUUGACUGUCGUCUCGGGGGCUUUUUUUUUUUUGCUCUUCGUUUUUUAAGGGGAAAGAAACUUUUUACCGUGAGCCUUGGAGCCAGCUGGAAACAAAUAAAAGCCCUCAGGAAGGCUGCUUCUUAGCCAGUGGGAUGUUUGAGCUCUGGAAGCCGGACUGACUGAAGGAGCAUGGUGAAACACCAACCCCUCCAGGUCUAUGAGCGCCAGCUUUGUUUGUCAUGUAUCACUGGGAUCUAUGGUUGCAGAUGGAAACGCUAUCAACGUUCCCAUGAUGACACAACCAAGUGGGAGCUGCUGUGGUCCCUUAUCCUCCUCCUUACUUUCUGUCUCCUGCUUGUCUGGUUCUACUUCUGGUGGGAGGCACAUAACGACUACAGUGAAUUCAACUGGUUCCUGUACAACCGCUCUGGGGAAUGGAGCGAUGGCACUGUUCCCAUCCUGGCCACCACCGCUGCUGGCUUCACCUAUAUUGCUUUUCUAAUUGUUUUAGCACUUUGCCACAUUGCACUUGGGCAGCAGUUGAAUUUGCACUGGCUCCAUAAGAUAGGAGUUACUGCCGCCUUGCUCACCACCAUUGUUGGGGUCAUAUCUGUCAAUCAAACAUGGGUGCAAGAGUGGGAUGUCGUCCCCAUCUCCCUACAGGCUACGGGUCCGUUCCUGCACAUCGGGGCUCUUGCUGCAGUCACAGCACUGUCUUGGAUUGUGGCUGGACAGGUCACCCGUGCAGAAAAAAUGAUGUUCCAGGUGGUGGUGGUUUUGCUGUAUCUCAGUGUGUUACUAGCACUCUACAUGGUGCCCCUAUAUAUCACCUCUCCCUGCAUCAUGGACCCAGACACCCUGAAGCCACGCCCUGAUGUUAUUGGCCACCAGGGAGCCCCCAUGCUCGCACCAGAGAACACAAUUUGGUCCUUCCAGCGAGCUCUGCAGAUGAACGUCACCGGGUUGGAGGCUGACGUGGCCAUCAGUAUGGAUGGUGUUCCUUUCCUGAUGCGUGACCUUACCCUGCGAAGGACCACAGACAUAGAGAAAGUUUUCCCAGACAGACAGAUGGAAGAAGCCUCACAUUUCAACUGGACGGAUCUGCAGCAGCUCAACGCAGGACAGUGGUUCCUCAAGGAUGACCCCUUCUGGACCGUGCACACCCUGUCUACGCGUGAGAAGGAUCGGAUCGCCAACCAGAGUGUGUGCAGCCUGGAGCAGCUUCUAAAACUGGCCUCAUAUCACAACAGCACAGUGGUUUUCAGGCUGCGGAGACCUCCUCCAAAGCACCCCUGCUACCACAGCUGGAUCAAUGAUACACUAAGAGCUGUGCAGCAAUCUGGGGUUCCUCAAAGCCUGGUGAUGUGGACUCCUGAUGAGGACAGAGCUCAGGUGAGACAGCUAGCACCCGAUCUGAUCCAGACCUCAGUGGUGAAACAGAGCCCUCAAAUUCUGCAGCAUUCGGGCAUCAGCAGCCUGCUGCUCAGAUAUAACCAAGCCAGUACACAGGAAAUCAGGAACUUCUCCGAGGCCCACAUCAAUAUCACCCUCUACACAGUCAACGAGCCCUGGCUGUACUCGGUGCUCUGGUGCAGCGGGGUGUCAUCAGUCUCCUCAGAGGCCCCGCAUAUCCUCCAAAAGGUGCCUUACCCCAUCUGGUUAAUGAGACCAAAUGAAUACUGCCUGGCGUGGGUGUCUGCAGACCUCAUCUCCUUCGCUGUAGUCAUAGGAAUAUUCAUUUUCCAGAACUAUCACAUGAUCAGGUAUCGGACGAGCGGCAUGCGCAGCUAUAACCCUGAACAGAUCAUGCUGAAUGCUGCUGUCAGGAGGUCCAGUGGAGACAUCAACGUCAUGAAGGAGAAACUCAUCUUCUCUGAGGUGGGGAACGGAGUUGGCAGUGCUGAGGAGCUCUAUGGAGACAACAGUUACAAUUACUACGCCAAUCAGGGCAUCGGCCAGUGAUCUCAGCCCCGCAAGAUGAAAACAACACUACUCAGCGAUCCCGUCAUUCCUGCGACACUGUAAAGUGUCUCUCCACCUCUGCUGCCCCGAUUAACUAACAGACUGCAGUAUCUUUGUGUAUACUCUGUAAAUAGUAGUUUUUCCCCUCCCUCUCACGCAUACUGUAUGUAUAUCAAAGGGCACUUUGCAUUGAUUGAAUUUUGUGUGGCCUCCUCAUCCCCCUCUGUCCCUCUGAGCUCCCAUUGGCCUGCUUCUUUAUAAAGAGGAGUUUCUGCUUUGGAGAAUUAGCUUAAAGUAAACAAAGCAGUUCGUUCUUUUAAGCAGAUAGUCUUCUCUCGGCAGAUGAAUUUCUUUUUACCGUAGCUUUAUCGCAGCAUGAGGCAAACAGCUUACAGCUCAUUGUAUCCUGGCAGCACUCCACUGUGCUGUAGUUUGUAAUAGACUUACUAACAGUAAUAUUUAUAUUUAAAGAGGAAAAAAACACAAAGAAACUGUUUACAGAAGUCCUGCCUUCUCCUCCAGGUGAAAUAUUCACAUGUGUGUGUAAGACAAUUAUUUUGAUAGAGGCUGAGAGCCCUCCUGUACUACCAGUGCAUGGAACUCUAUCCCUCCUACUGACUCGUGUGAGCUGUGCUCCCAGUACAACUGGUUUGAAUGGUCCGGGGUGGGGGUGCUCAUCUUUUUAUGGUUAUUGGUGAAUGUACAUUUUUAACAUGUGUAUUGUGUGUAUUCUGACUGGAUAUAUAAUUGUGUGCAGUGCUGAGUGUUGUAUGUACUGUAUGUAAAAAGUGACUCAAAUGUGUGAGAUGCUCCAGCCCACUAUGACAUCUGAACUAACGUGACAGUUAAGCAAUAGUCUGGUUAAAUUAGUUUUCACUUCCUGUGCAGCCUUUGAGCUGCAGCCAAGUCUGUGGUUUUUCAGCGAUGAACAAAAUGCAUCUAAAUGCUGGUUGCUGGUGUGAAACUGACCGCUGUAAAGUAAAUGAAGUGGGCGCUAAAUGUGAAAAUAAACCUGUAAGCUAAUGAAAGGGAUACGACAGGUAUCAGAACCGGUCAAGAAAUGGAUUCUUUUGUGUUUUCUUAUGUUGGAUAUUACUGUGCCUCAGAAGCAAAUGUUAAAAACUCUAAAUUAAAGUCUUAAUGAAUGAAAUACA
Archocentrus centrarchus (flier cichlid) is the source of this 3406-nucleotide messenger RNA. RefSeq names its product glycerophosphodiester phosphodiesterase domain containing 5b (gene gdpd5b). Bases 480 to 2252 code for a protein of 590 amino acids. Gene Ontology annotation, molecular function: glycerophosphodiester phosphodiesterase activity. Gene Ontology annotation, biological process: lipid metabolic process; positive regulation of neuron differentiation. The record is from RefSeq and is a predicted model, not a curated record. The transcript is spliced from 17 exons. NCBI's taxonomy places the organism in Eukaryota, Metazoa, Chordata, Actinopteri, Cichliformes, Cichlidae. Gene Ontology annotation, cellular component: plasma membrane.